Molecule: messenger RNA, 863 nt
Organism: Trichoderma harzianum CBS 226.95
Lineage: Eukaryota; Fungi; Ascomycota; Sordariomycetes; Hypocreales; Hypocreaceae
Exons: 1
Coding region: 267-740 (157 amino acids)
Source: RefSeq, a predicted model, not a curated record
UGGAGACGGACGGCAUCACUCACCGUUGGAGCCCAAUACCUACCAGCAUCAAUCGUCAGCUGUGCUGUGCGCUCGCGUACUCGUACAGGCAGAUUUGCUUUGACGCCGCCUGUGUCGACGAUGCUGCUGGUAAGCGCACAUGUAAUUCAACUCAUUUCGGGCUCCGUAGAAGGAGUGCGGAGGCUAGAAAUUCAUCCGCCCCACGCAGAGCAGAGCAAAAUGUGGCUCUCGUGAAGCUUGCCAAAAUUGUGUCUUGCCCCCAUCCCAUGGUGCUUGGAUAUGAUCCGUGUAAGUCACGGCCGCCACCUGCUUACCUCGAAGGCACUGUUACCAUUCCCAUUCCCUCUCUUCCAAGUUUUUUGUUGCUCCCACUCUGUCACUCCGUCUCUCUUUAUGCCCCCAUCCCGUCUCCGCUUCGGCCCUGUGUGUCCCGGGAGCAGUCGGCGCUGCGAUUGAGAUUUGAUUUGCCUCAGCGGCAGCAUGCAUGCUUGGAAAUGAAGGAGGCGCCUCGUCGAUGCUGCUCUGUCGCAGAAGAACAGGCAUGCGGGAAAUCACGCGCUCAAAACGUACGACGGCAGAGCAAGUGGCCUCUUGGUGCAUCAUACGAGUAUGUUUGUAUGCAGUGCAGAAGUGGAUUGCGUAGGCCAGUCUGGAGCCGUCCAUUGAUUGAUUCCAUGAUCUGCGUGUCGUCCCAAUCGUCUGUCCCAGCGAGCCAGGGAGCUAGCGAGGGAAAGCGGUAGGGCUCAGUCAAUGGAUUGCUUCGUACUUGUACCUGUAGGUAGGCGUAGGUGAGGGGCGGGUAUUCUGUGCCUAGCUCCCAGGUUUGGGGCUUGGCAGGCUCGCAGGUAAUUUGCAGACUGCCA